Opisthorchis viverrini is the source of this 675-nucleotide messenger RNA. RefSeq lists its product as hypothetical. The coding region runs from base 1 to 675 and encodes 224 amino acids. Gene Ontology annotation, molecular function: calcium:sodium antiporter activity. Gene Ontology annotation, cellular component: membrane. The transcript is spliced from 4 exons. Gene Ontology annotation, biological process: calcium ion transport; transmembrane transport. Lineage: Eukaryota; Metazoa; Platyhelminthes; Trematoda; Opisthorchiida; Opisthorchiidae. The record is from RefSeq and is a predicted model, not a curated record.
AUGCCCCGCUCAUCAGUAGUACCACCGUUAUCGCAUAUGCUGGGAUGUGUCGCGGCUCUGAAAACUGCCGUAACAGGAAUCACACUGGUGGCUAUUGGAACCUCACUACCUGAUGCAUUCGCGAGUAGAACAGCAGCACGCCUGGAUGAUUCUGCAGAUAACAGUAUAGGAAACAUUACGGGAAUCACACUGGUGGCUAUUGGAACCUCACUACCUGAUGCAUUCGCGAGUAGAACAGCAGCACGCCUGGAUGAUUCUGCAGAUAACAGUAUAGGAAACAUUACGGGAUCAAACAGUGUAAAUGUAUUCCUCGGGCUGGGCGUACCUUGGGUGAUCAGUGCGAUUGAUGCAACACUAAGAGGAAAGCAAUUCUGUGUUUCGACCUCAGGAGUAUGUGAAGCAUCUAUGCUGUUUCUGGGUAUGGCUUUAUUAUGCCUUGGAAAUCUUAUUUGCCGACGAAAGGUGCGUGUUCUGUCAUUCUGCCCACAACCACUACUUUUUUUCCAGGUUUUUGCUGGUGAACUUGGUGGUCCAGUAUGCAGCAAAUGGAUUUCCGGGCUUGGAUGCAUAACCUUAUGGAUUAUCUACGUUCUAGUCCUCAGCCUCCGAGCAUAUGAUAUCAUUGGGUGGAAUAUAAUUGUGCCACAGUCUUCUUGUGGAACAACAGGAAAAUAG